UUUAACUGUAGGGUAGGAAAUAGUCGGCUAAGACUUCACAUUUUCAUUCACUUGCCUAUGCCGGUGGCUUAUUACAGCAUUGAAAACAUCUCCACCGGAUUAUGUUGAGAAAAUUAACUAAGUUAUCGACCUUAAAGGUCAGAUGUGAGCUGCGAUCCCUUUCUUCACUUACACAGACCUCCCAAAACAUAUUUGACCGAAAUGCCAAGCGAUUGCAAAAGGAGCGUGCUGCCCUCAGUGAAAAUGUUGGACUUUAUGAUUACCUAAAAGAAGAGGUGGGCUUUCGACUGGCGGACCGAGUAUUCGACAUUAAACGAGAGUUUAAGGCAGCCGCUGACAUUGGAUGCAGUCGUGGGUACCUUUCGAAACACAUCCUGGCGGAGAGCGUAGAGCAUCUGACGCUGACGGACUCCAGUGCCAGCAUGUUGGAGCAGGCCCAGGGCACUCCUGGCCUCAAAAUGCGGAAGUUAGUGAAGGAUGAAGAGACUUUAGAUUUUGAGGAGAACUCCCUGGACCUGGUAAUCUCCAGUCUGAGUCUACAUUGGGUAAAUGACCUGCCCGGCUGUUUUGCCAACAUUAAGCGCAGCCUAAAGCCUGAUGGAGUCUUCAUAGCUUCUAUGUUUGGAGGAGACACGCUGUACGAACUGCGCUGUUCCCUUCAACUGGCGGAGUUGGAGCGAAAAGGAGGAAUUUCCCCGCACAUCUCGCCCUUUACCCAGAUACGGGACAUAGGUUCCCUGCUCAACCGCGCUGGCUUCACAAUGCUAACCAUAGAUACGGACGAACUGGUUAUCGGUUACCCCAGCAUGUUCGAGUUAAUGUGGGAUCUCAAAGGAAUGGCCGAGAAUAAUGCCGCCUUCAACAGGCCAGUACAUCUUAGUCGGGAGACGAUGCUGGCGGCGAGUGCCAUAUACCAGGAGCUGUACGCAAAACCCAAUGAGAACGGUGUGCCCGCUACCUUUCAAAUAAUUUACUUUGUGGGCUGGAAACCGGGUCCCAAUCAACCACAACCCUUGGCCCGAGGAUCCGGAGAGGUGUCACUUAAGGAUCUUGGGAAUAUCAUCGAGAAGGGCGGCAAACUAGACACGAAGGCGGGGGACUAGUUUAGAUUGAGUUGACAGUUUUAUUUGAAACUUGCUUGAACAUAAAUUAAACUUAAAUAAACAUAAUUCCUUUUUCUGAGUAACUUAAA
Messenger RNA from Drosophila ananassae, 1192 nucleotides. RefSeq names its product arginine-hydroxylase NDUFAF5, mitochondrial. Gene Ontology annotation, molecular function: S-adenosylmethionine-dependent methyltransferase activity. NCBI's taxonomy places the organism in Eukaryota, Metazoa, Arthropoda, Insecta, Diptera, Drosophilidae. The record is from RefSeq and is a predicted model, not a curated record. Gene Ontology annotation, biological process: mitochondrial respiratory chain complex I assembly. Bases 102 to 1103 code for a protein of 333 amino acids. Gene Ontology annotation, cellular component: mitochondrion. The transcript is spliced from 3 exons.